GCGGAGGGCUGCUGCAGGAGAGAGCCCAGCUAGGGUAUGGCUGGGCUGGAAUAUGUGUUGGCGGUGGUGGGGAGCUGCAGAGUGUGGGGAAACAGCCAUCAGGUGCGGGCUGCCAAGGGCAGUGAUUUGCCCGUGUCUGGUAUGGGAGGUAGUGAUGUAGAUUUGUCUUUGGUGAGCCCAGCGUGGAGAGUUUUCAGCUCCGGCCCCGGGGUAAGAGCUGUGAAAUCUGUGAGCUAUCUGGGGAGAGCCAUUUGGAAGGUGUAGCCAGGGGCGGUGAUGUAACGCUGGAAAGGAAAGGGGUCAUCCUAGUGAAUGAUGAGAGGGAGAGAGCUGGGGGCUGAAACACUGGGUGUAAGUGUGCCAGCGCCAUGAUGUCAUGAGGCCCGAGAACUGGGUCAGGUGUGUGGGCCAGGAUGGGGCCUGCAGGGCAGCUGCACAGUGCUCGCAGGGAUGGGGUGGUGACGUCAUGGGUUGGUGAGGGCGGGGCCUCGAAGGCACCGCUGGGAUGCGUGAGGUCAGGAAGGAGGCAGAGGCUGAGAAGAGGAACUGGGAGAGGCUCAGGACUGGAAUGAAAUCAGCCACCAGGAUGAGCCACUGGCCAUUCCGAAGCAAGGAUGGAGGAUGCAGCAACCUUGGCCAUGGACCAGCCGGCUGGCCUGCAGGUGGACUACGUCUUCCGGGGUGUGGAGCAUGCCGUGCGGGUGAUGGUUUCUGGGCAGGUGCUGGAGCUGGAGGUGGAGGACCGGAUGACGGCUGACCAGUGGCGGGGCGAGUUCGAUGCUGGCUUCAUUGAAGAUUUGACUCACAAGACAGGGAACUUCAAACAGUUCAACAUCUUCUGUCAUAUGCUGGAGUCAGCCCUCACUCAGAGUAGUGAGUCAGUCACCCUGGACCUGCUGACCUACACAGACCUGGAGUCCCUGCGGAACCGCAAGAUGGGGGGCCGCCCAGGCUCCUUGGCCCCCAGAUCGGCCCAGCUCAGCUCCAAGCGCUACCUGAUCCUCAUCUACUCCGUGGAGUUUGACAGGAUUCACUACCCGCUGCCCCUCCCGUACCAGGGCAAGCCAGACCCCGUGGUUCUGCAGGGCAUCAUCCGGUCACUGAAGGAGGAACUGGGCCGCCUGCAAGGGUUGGAGGGCCAGAACACUCGGGACACCCGGGAGAAUGAGAUCUGGCACCUGCGGGAGCAGGUGUCGCGCCUGGCGUCCGAGAAGCGGGAGCUGGAGGCGCAGCUGGGCCGAUCGCGCGAGGAGGCGCUGGCCGGGCGCGCGGCGCGCCAGGAGGCCGAGGCGCUGCGCGGGCUGGUGCGCGGGCUGGAGCUGGAGCUGCGGCAGGAGCGCGGCCUCGGGCACAGGGUGGCCGGCCGUCGCGGCCAGGAUUGCCGCCGUCUGGCCAAGGAGCUCGAGGAGGCGAAGGCAUCGGAGCGGAACCUGCGCGCCCGGCUGAAGACGCUGACCAGCGAGCUGGCAUUGUACAAGAGCGGGAGGCGGACUCCGCCGGUGCAGCCGCCCCCGACGCGGGAGGACCGGGCCUCAUCGUCCCGGGAGCGCUCCACGUCGCGAGGCCGCGGCGCCGCGCGCUCCUCAUCCCGGGAGAGCGGCCGCGGGAGCCGGGGUCGGGGCCGCCCUGCGCGCCCCUCGCCCUCGCCCACAGGUGGUCGCGCGCUCCGCUUCGACCCCACGGCCUUUGUGAAAGCCAAGGAAAGGAAGCAGAGAGAGAUCCAGAUGAAGCAGCAGCAGCGGAACCGCUUAGGCAGUGGGGGAAGCGGGGACGGUCCGUCCGUCUCCUGGUCUCGCCAGACCCGGCCCCCUGCUGCCUUGACUGGCCGACGGGACGCCCCUAACCGCUCCCGAAACCGCAGCUCCUCAGUGGACAGUUUCCGCAGCCGCUGCUCGUCUGCCAGCUCCUGCAGCGAUUUGGAGGAUUUCUCUGAGUCGCUCUCCAGAGGGGGUCACCGCCGCCGUGGGAAGCCUCCCAGCCCAACGCCCUGGAGUGGGUCCAAUAUGAAGUCUCCCGCCGUGGAACGCAGCCACCAUCAGAAAUCUCUGGCCAACUCCGGGGGCUGGGUCCCCAUCAAAGAGUACAGCUCGGACCACCAGGCGGCUGACAUGGCCGAAAUAGACGCACGCCUGAAGGCCUUGCAGGAGUACAUGAACCGACUGGACAUGCGGUCAUAACGUGGAGAAGGGGUACUGCCCCUCCAUCCCCCACCCACUUGCUGGGUAUGGUGUGGGGGGUGGGGCCAGGGUGGCCUCCAGCCCUGCCCGGUCCCUGCCCUGGCCCCGUCCCUCCUGCUGCCCCUGGGGUCUCAAGUGUGUGAGGCCCUGACCCUGCCCUCUCCCCAGGCAGUGCAUGCUGGGAGGGAGGAUGUGUGCAUUUUGUAAAUAAACAUAUUUGCCCUGGGGACCCCUCAGCUUAUGACUAAAGGGUGAGGGUGGAGUGAGGAGAAAUGUGGAGGAAGAGAAAUUGGGGGGUAUAAUUGGGACCUGUGUGUCUGUGCCUCGGAGGCAGAUUGGGACUCAGGCCUAGGAAAAGCUUGUACACUCUAAACAGUGCAAGGGCAGACCUGGGAGGAGUAGUGAGCAGCCCAUCCCUAAAGGAGUCCAAGCAAAGUUUCUGCGCAGGAUGCCUUUGGCUGUGUGGUGGGAAGGAGGUGUCUUGCAGCGUGGUUCACUGCCCAGGAGGACCCCCAGGACCCACUGUUGGUGACAUCCAGGCUGCCUUGGUGCUGAUUCCUGGGCUCUGACCUGAGACCUCUGGGUUCUGAGCUGUGAUGUUGCUCUCGAGCUGGGAUCUCCGGGGUCUUGGUUCAGGGCCGGGGCCUCUGGGUUCCAAGCACCAGUGAGGAGAGUGCUGGGAGGGGAAGGGGUGGGAGGGCUUUGGUCUUGUGGGAGGGAGAGAAGGAGGGGAGGUGUGUGGUGGGACAUGCUGAGGAACACAUUUUGAGCUACAUCUUUAUGGGAGAAGGAGGCAGUGGGGUUUUUGGCCAUGGGAGGAGAGGAAUGGGGUGCGGAUCAGCAGGGCCUCAGGGGGAGCGGUAGUGUGGCCAAUUCUGGAUGAGGUUGUAGAGCUGGUCGCCUGGAGAGAGUGUACGCUGCACAUCCCGGUGUCCUUUGAGCACAUAGUUGGACCUCAGGGCUCCCUGAGCCACAUCGCAGGCCAGUAGACCCUGGGCUGCCCGGAUGGCCUGGGGUGUGGGCACCUGAUCUGGAGGAGGCAGAGGUAGGAGUCAGGCAGGGGCCUCCCCGAAGGGGAAGUGAUAGUGUAGGGCCCCGUGUCAGCCCCCAUCCCGACUGGCUGGACAGUCACUCACCCAUAUAGUUGCCCAUGAAGCUGAUGCCAAUGGACAUGGGGUUCCAUAAGUGACCUGAGUGGGCACCCGUGAAGUUCCAGCCACGGCCCUCGUAUACGAGCCCGUCUUCUCCAAUCAGGAAGCUGCAUGGGGAGGUGGGGGGGCUUGAUGAGUGAGGGAGGGUUUCCCGAGGAGGACUCCUCCUCCUUCCUCCACUCACCCUGCCUCCGUUACUGCCGUGGUGCACACAACUUCCCCAGCAUCCUUCUCACCCAUUAAUUUCCCACGACAGUAACAAUGACUGUGGUCAUUUAUUGGGCCCCUGCCAUGUGCCAAGCACAGCUCUGCAUACACCUUUUCUUCAUCCUCACAGCAACCCUGUGAGUCACUACCACCCCCGUUUUAUAUAGACAGAAUCAGAGCGGUAGAAUCACCUGCCCCGGGGUCACACAGCCUGUCUGGGGCACAGCUGGGGUUUUUAACCAGGCCUCCAUGGUCCCCACCCAUGUGCUCUUGUGCCUUGCUCUCUCCUGCCUCCCUAGAGGAUUUGUGGAAGUCCUGUUUUACUGAAUCCUUGCAGGACAGCCCUCUGAGGCAGAGCCUUUUUUUUUUUUUUUUUUUUUUUUUUUGAGACGGAGUUUCACUCUUGUUGCUCAGGCUGGAGUGCAGUGGCAUGAUCUCAGCUCACCGCAACCUCUGCCUCCUGGGUUCAAGUGAUUCUCGUGCCUCAGCCUCCUGAGUACCUGGGAUUACAAGCAUGUGCCACCACACCUGGCUAAUUUUUGUAUUUGUAGUAGAGAUGGGGUUUCACCAUGUUGGCCAGUCUGGUCUCAAACUCCCGACCUCAGGUGAUCUGCCCGCCUUUGGCCUCCCAAAGUGCUGGGAUUACAGGCAUGAGUCACCGUGCCCAGCCAAGGCAGGGACUCUUAUCAUCCUCAUCUUAAGCAGAGAGAGCAGAGACUCAGAAAGCGACAUAAUUUGUAAAAGCUACUCAGAGCCCCCUGCCUCUCAGAACUCUGCCCUUGCCCCAGCUUGCUUCCUGCCCUCGGGGUCCACUGGGGGACAGGAUCAGAGACUCAGAGUUGGGGUCGUAACUAGAUACCGACCCUGGAGCCCCAGCACCUGCCUCUUUGAGGUUUCCAAGCCUGGCAGCAGAUCCUUAAGGCUGAUUCAUUCAGCCUGAUUGAGCAUGUCUGACUUGGCAAAUGGGAAUGAACUAGAAGAUCAGUGCCUUGGAGCUGCAGUAUGUGCCAACUCAGCCCCCGCGCUCACAGUGUCAUUAACGACGCACAGAAUGUUGGAACUUCCGAAUCUCGAGUCCCGAAUCUGCUGCUUAGGAAGCCAGCUCCCAGAAUCUGGCCCCAGUGAUGCUGGCUGCUGGGACUGGCUGGUUAUGGCCCUGCCAUAUUCCCGGAGCCUGGCAUGAUGGUGCUGGGGUCGGGGGUGGUUGGUUCUCCCUGGUCAUUUGUUGCAUGAAUGCAUCUCAUUGAAACCUCAGCCACUGUCGCCAAGCGGGUACAGUCAGAAGCCCCAUUUACAGGUGAAGAAACGAGGCUCAGAGAGAGAAGGUGACGUGACAUGGAAAGGGGAUUCAGAACGUUAGAACCAGAUUCGGAAUCCUAAAAGCUGAGGGCCAGACAGCGGCUGCUUCUGUAUGUGGUGAUGUGGACUCGAGGCUCGGGCCUUCGUGACCUCAUGGGAACACUUAGGAUCAGAGCGCCUGAGUCUUGGAAACAAAACAUUGAAGUUGGAGUCUUUGAUAAAAUCUUGAACUGGAAGGGCUGGGAAUACCUUUGGACACUUCUAGACUUCUCUGGGUGGGUUUUGUGUGUGUGUGUGUGAGACACAGCCUUAGGAGGUCCUGAGAACAUGUGUCCCCUGGGUGGGGGCUAUUGAAGUGGUCUCUGGGGACCUGCGUGUUCCUCCAAUAAGCUCUGCAGGAGAUUCUGAUGCUUACCUGGGUCUGAGAGCCUGCAGGAUUGAAACGUUCCCUCCCUGUGGAAACCGUCAGGCUGGACUGCAGCCCAUUCUAAGGAGGAGGUAGCUGGUAGGCGUGGCCCCGGACCUGCUUCAGCCUGCUUCAGCCGGCACCCCUUACAGUCUGUUCUCCCCACGGCAGCCAGAGGGAGUCUCUUGUACCUACACUAGCCCUGGUCCCUGCUCUGAGGGGGGAAGCCUCCCAUGGCGCCCAUCUCGGAGUAAAAGCUACAGUCCUCACUGUGGUCCACAAAGCCCUGCCUGGUCCGGCCCUUUCCUCAUUUCAUUCCGCUCGCCCGGCUGUGUUCAGCCACCCUGUCCUUCCCACAGGACCCGCCCACUCAACCCCGUUGGCUUUGCCCCCAGCACCCCCUGCCACCUGCAGGCCUCUGUCUGCUCCCCCAUCCCAGAGCCAAGGCAGCCACCCUCAGGGAGGCCUUCCCUUGCCCCACCCUUCCAAGGAGCCUGUGUGGGUCUGGUCCCAGCCUGAGGUCACCCUCCUUCACCUCUUUCCUUUUAUCCAUCGCCUCUAUCACCGUCUGAAUUCACCUGUGGCCUUGGCUUGUUUCUCCCUGCUGGUCUUUCAACCCCAGGAGGCUAGAGUGGCACCGUUCUCCUUGCCACAUCUGGCACACUGCCUGGCACAUAGUAGGUGCCUAAUGGUAAUAGCCCGUGGCUUUGCGGGCCCCCGUGUGCCAGGCAGUUCCUAGGUGCUUUGCCUGUAUUGGCUCAUCUAAGGAGCAGAUGGGCCGCGAUUCCAUUGACUUUGCCGAGGAGGAAGCUGAAGCCGGGAGGACCCGCCCCGGGCCUCAGCCAGCAAUAAGAUGAGCUGACCCUGGAACCCAGCUCCACACUGAGUCAGCCUGGUUUUCCGCCUCCUAACAAAGGCACCAGGCAUCAGGAAGGGGCGCCUUCAUAAGGCGUGGCGGACACCUUGGUGUGUGUUAGGCAAAGUCUGCCCCUUCUUCCCGGGAGCGGGGCUUGGAUUUCAGCCCAUCCCCCCUUCUCACGCAUCUUUGUGCUGUGAGCACCUGCCCCGGCCCACGUGCUGACCCGAGGAAGAAAUGACCUCGUGAGGUUCAGUAAGCUGCUCAGGGUGUCAGCCAGGUGGCCUCAGUACCGGGCCUAGAACUGGUCCCGCUGGCGGGCACUUGCACACCUUUGCCUCUGGGGUCCCCAGUCCAGCCCGUGCCUCCGCGCCACACUCACUUGUAGCCCACGUCGCACCAGCCCAGUGUCUUCAUGCGGUAGUGCUGCACAUUCCGGGCCUGCUGCUGGCACGAGGCGGGGGUGUUGCAGCUGCUGCCCGCCGUGUGUGACACCACCACAUAGCGUAAGGGCAGGCUCAGGCGCUGGGUGCACUCUGAUGCCAGGGCCUUACACUUCGUUCCGGGGCACUAUGGGGCUGCAGCAGGCCGGGUCUUCUGUCUCCUGAGCCGCUCCGAGUCGAAGGAGGCCGAGGAGAGCCCAGGCAAGCAGCGCGCAGCGGCGGGACAUAGUGGCAGGGCCGCAGGGGCCGGGAGACCGCUAGGAGCGCCCGGUGGAGGGGCCGCCUUUAUCUGCUGGGGGAUUCCAGCAGUGGCCCGGAAAGUCUUGCUUCACACCCUGCUGGGACUUCCUGCUGGCCCAGCAGACCCCAGACUCAGCUUCCUUCUCUGGCUGGGCCAGGGCGGGAUGCACUGUGGUUGGGGUCUGGGUCACGCCCACGGCAAUGACAGGCCCCCUCGCUCAGCAGGGAGGGACGCACAGGCCCCUGGGCGCUUCGUUCCGCCGUUUCUGGAAGACCCGGGGCCGGGAUCCCGGUCCUGCUUGUCUCUCCUCUCAGUGGAACAUUGAACAACUCAACAGGACCUUACAUCGCAGAGGCCCGGGGCAUUGGCACAUCUUCUCCCCGCAAGGACUGAGGUAACAAAGCUACCCAUUUUAAAAACACUUCCUUCCCCCAGGUCCAAGCCUGAUGCCAUUUACGCUUGCAGCAAACUCAAGAGGUGAGUAUCUGGAAGUCCAUUUCACAGUGGAGUAAACUGAGGUUGGGAGCAGGGAAGUCACGGGCUGAGACACCGGAGGCACUGGAGCCCCGCGUCUAGAGCCAGGCUGCCUGCGUGUGAAUCCUGGAUGUGCAGUGUGUGAGAGCCUGCAAGUGGUUUUUAAAAAUGUGUAUUUAAAAAUUUUUUUUUAAUUUUCUAUUUUAUAAAUAAUAUUUUCCUUUUUUUUUUUUUUGAGAUGGAGUUUUGCUCUUGUCACCCAGGCUGGAGUGCAAUGGUGCGAUCUUGGGCCACUGCAACCUCCGCCUCCUGGCUUCAAGCGAUUCUCCUGCCUCAGCCUCCUGAGUAGCUGGGAUUACAAGCGCACACCACCACGCCCAGCUAAUUUUUAUAUUUUUGGUAGAGACGGGGUUUUGCCAUGUUGGCCUGGCUGGUGUCGAACUCCUGACCUCAGGUGAGCCACCUGCCAGUGUUCCAGAGUGCUGGGAUUACUAUAGGCGUGAGCCACCGUGCCUGACCUGUGUGGUGUGUUUUCAUCUUCCGUGUUCUGCAUUCUCACAUACAUUGUACUCAUGCUGUUACUGAAUUGUGCACCAGGCAUCUGUAGCACUUUUCAGAAAUUAUCAUAUACUCAAUGACAAGCUUGCCAGAUCCAUGUUAUUAUUAACCCCUCUUACAGUUGACGGAACUGAGGCCCGGGGGGAUGAUCACAUACAGGAGGUGGUGAAGCCAGGGUUUGGCUACAGGCUUUCUGCCUGCAGAGUUAUAAACCGUAUUCUCCUCCCUACAAACUUAUAUAAGGACAUUAAAAAAAAAACAACAACAAAAUCAAAACCAUGUGCAUCAGUUUACCUUUUGUCACCUAAUAUUUCAUGGGCAUCUCGCCAGGGCAGUACAUCUAAUUUUAAUUUAUUCUUUAUAAUAGUUGCACAAUAUGCUAUAGUAUCAGUUCAGCAUUGUGGAUCUUUUAGUUUUUGAAGGUUUUCCAGUAUUUUCCCCACACUACGCAAAAUAUUUUCAGACAUAUAUCCCUAUGCACUGGUGCAUUUAUAAGUAAAUUAUAAACACAGAGUUAUUAGGUCAAUGAGUAUACAUAUUUAAUUAAUAUUACCAGAUCAUUUUCCCCAAAAAACCAUUAAUAAUUCAUAUUUUUCACCAGUAAUGUUUUGGAGCCUCCUCACCCCGACCCCAGAAGUGGGUGUUAUCACUUCUUUUUUUUUUUUUUCUUGAGUCAGAGUCUCACUCUGUCACUCAGGCUGGAAUGCAGUGGCAUGAUCUCUUGUCUCACUGUAAACCUCCACCUCCUGGGUUCAAGCCAUUCUCCUGCCUCAGCCUCCCAGGUAGCUAGGAUUACAGGCAUGUACCACCACACCCGGCUAAUUUUUGUAUUUGUAGUAGAGAUGGGGUUUCGCCAUGUUGGCCAAGCUGAUCUCGAACUCCUGAGCUCAGGUGAUCCACCCACCUCAGCCUCCCAAAGUGCUGGGAUUACAGGCAUGAGCCACCUUGCCUGGCCAGUGUUAUCACUUCUUAAAUUUAUAAGUAUAAAGUGACAGCUCCUUUGGCAUUUUUAUACCCACUCAGGAGACUGGGUAUUUUUCUGUAUUUGCUGUCUAUAUUUGGGCUUGCUCUUUUGUCAAUUACCUAUUCAUAUCCAUUGCCCAUUAAAAAAAAUUGGGUUGUUUGCCUUUUUGUUAUUAUUUGCAAAAUGAACAAAAGAAUCCCAUAAUUGGGAUUUUUGACUUCUUGGGUGUGUACAUUUUGUGUAUUUCAGUUUUUUUAGAAGCAUUAAAGAAUAAUGUAAUAUAAAAAGUGUGUAAACACAUUUUUUAUAGAGUUGAUAGACUUAAUAGAGUAGUGAGCUUAUGAAUUUUCAUGAAGUGAAUCCACCUGUGUAUCCAGUGCCUGGAUUAAGAAGUAGAGCUACACUUAAAAUUUUAAUAGGAAUUGGUAAAUACAAUACCAAAAAGAUUUUAGUAUUUAUUUUUCCCACAAUGUGAUCAGUUUUUAAAUGUUUUACUAAUCCAAAGAACAAGAUCUCAUUAUUGCUUUAUUUGCAUUUCCUUGAACAUUAGAGAGGUGAUUAUCUUUUUACAUAUUUACGGCUAUCAGCAUCCAUCUUCAAACUGUGUGUUCAUCUCUUCUGAUCAUUUUCUUGUUGAGUUGUAUAUGGGGGAUCUUAACCCUAUGUCUUAUCAAAUGUGCUGUAAACCUUUUCCUGUAAUCUGUUAAAAAAUAUCUAGGUUUUUCUUUUAUGGUUUCUGUGUUUCCUGUCUUGCCUUAGGAGGGACUUUUCACACUAAGAUUGUAAAACUUUUUCUAUUUAAAAAAGAUUAUUUUGUGUUUUACUUUUAGAUCUUUAUCUCGGCUAAAAUGUAUACUUGCAUGUGGUGUGAGGUAGGGGUCUGAUCUUGUUUCCAGAUGCCUAGCCGUUUGCCCAGGUUCUGUUUAUUAUAUAGGUAGAUCUGGUUUUAAAUUUCCAUUCUGCCCCUUAUUAGCUACAUGAUCUUGGGAAAUUGGAUAGCAAUUGACACAGUCGACCACUUCCUCCUUCUCAAAAUACUUAUUUCCCUUAGCUUUUGUGAUGUAAGACUGCCUUGAUUUUCCUUCUGCUUCUCUGGCUGGUAUUUUUUUUUCUCUCUCUUUUUUUCAGAGUAAUUCUUCCCUCCUGGACCCUCAAACCAUAUAUUUUGUGCUGAGUGAUCUUAUCCACAUAAUGGCUUCAGCCACAGUCAAAAUGCAGAGGAUUCCUGUAUUUCAAUGUCUAGUCUGGAGCUCUCAGUUGAGUUCUGGAUCUGUGUAUCCACCUGGCCACUUGACGCCUCCACUUGGAUGUCCCACAGGCACCUCCAAUGCAAAAUGACUCAUGACCUUCUCGUCCCCAUCAGCACUCCCACAGGAGUUCCUGUCUAAGGAAAUGGUAUCACCAUCUUCCCAUUACAAAAGCCGUACAUUUGAGCACCAUCCUUGACUAAUUCCUGUUCCUUCCUCUGUUGUACCCAGUACCCAAAAGAAUGCCCAGCACAUGGUAGGUGCUCACUAAAUAGCUACUUGAUUGAAUGGAUAUGCAACCCACCACCAAGGAAUGCCACUGUGAUGAAUUAGAACUCUUCUAUCUAAUUCCAUUCUCUACACCCUGGUCCAGACACCACCUCCUUUCACCUCGAUUUUGCCCUGCCUCUUCAGUGACCUCCCAGGAUGCACUCUGGCCUCUGUGAAGCCAAAGCUCUGCUCAGAUCUUUUCUAAAGUCACCCUCAAAAAUGAGUCACAUUUUUCAGUGGCAUCUCAUGAUUCCUCGAAUGAGGCCCAAGCUCCUCCCCAUGGCCAACAGCAUGGGCUGCCUACAGUAUGGGCUGCCCCCAUCCCAGCCUCACCUUGCUUACUCCCAAAAGCCUCUUUCUGACUCCUGCAGCCACUGUCCCCUUCUUGCUGCCCUUGAACAUGCUUUGACUACCCUGUUCCCUUGGGGACUUCAGACACACCGGGUAUAAGUUUUAAAUAGAGGAACCUGGAACGAAUUCAGGAACUUUGUGCCUUAGCUUUAAGACAACAAAACACCAAGCCAGCCUUUUGUAAAAAGACAGGACUAUUUACACAUCACAUUCCUUUUUUUAAUUUUUAUUUUCUUUUUUCCCUUUCUUUUGCCUGUUCUUUCAUUUGAGGCACAGAUCCCUUAAAGACACUAAGAAUAUAAACAUUAGCCAGCUGGAGUGAAGCCUUCCAUUGCGAGAGUUUUAUUUAGUCUGUAUCUUUAAAAAAAUGUAUUUACUUAUUUAUUUUUUGAGACAGUUUCACUCUGUUGCCCAGGCUGGAGUGCAGUGGCACAAUCUUGGCUCACCACAACCUCCGCCUCUUGGGUUCAAGCAAUUCUUUUGCCUCAGCUUCCCGAGUAGCUGGGAUGACAGGUGCCCACCACCAUGCUCAGUUAGUUUUUGUAUUUUUUUUUUUUUUUUUUUUAGUAGAGAUGGGGGUUUCACUGUGUUGGCCAGGCUGGUCUCGAACUCCUGACCUCAGGUGAUCUGCCUGCCUCGGCCUCCCAAAAUGCUGGGAUUACAGGUGUGAGCCAUAUUUACUUACUUAUUUUUACAUACAGGUGUGAGCCAUAUUUACUUAUUUUUACAUACAGGUGCGAGCCAUAUUUACUUACUUAUUUUUACAUACAGGUGUGAGCCAUAUUUACUUAUUUUUACAUACAGGUGUGAGCCAUAUUUACUUACUUAUUUUUACAUACAAUACAAACACUUUAAAUAAAGUUGAAGAUCAUCUCCAUGGACCAGGUGGUCAAGCCGAACACCCAGGAUCCAGCUGUCAGGUUCAGGGUAGCCCCUGAGCUUCUCACUCUGACUCCAACAGGGUGAGCUUGCUAUCCUUGUGGCACAGGGCCUUUUGCAUUGUGGAUGAUGGAGCGGCUCGUAUAGUCCAUAAGUUUUGUGCGUAGCUGUGUACCCUGUCCCUGGGAGCUGGUUCUGCCCGGCACCUCGGUGACCUCGAGGAAAGAAGCUGAGAGACAGAGUCUUGCUUUGUCACCCAGGCUGGAGGACAGUGGCACCAUCAUAGCUCACUGCAGACUCGAACUCCUGGGCUCAAGGGAUCCUCCUGCCUCGGCCUCCAAAAAUGGUGAGAUUAUGGACAUGAGACACUGCACUGGGCCUAUUGUGUAUCUUGUUGGCCUAAAAUUGAAACAUGCCUUGUGAGCGUUUACUGCAACUUCAAUGAGUGAUUAUUAUGUUGCCUUUAAUCCUGAGAGACUGUAUUACUUGUGCACUUUUUUUUUUUUUGGAUGGGGGAAAUUAGAUUUAUUCCCUAUAUGUUUUAGAAAAUUGAAGUUUUAAAUAUCAGACUCACUAGCUGCCCUGAUUUAAUCUGUUACAAUUAAGUCAGUUAAAAAACUCCUCCUUGGCCGGGCAUGGUGGCUCACACCUGUAAUCCCAGCACUUUGGAAGGCCGAGGUGGGCAAAUCACUUGAGAUCAGGAGUUCGAGAUCAGCCUGGCCAACAUGAGGAAACCCUGUCUCCCCUAAAAAUACAAAAAUUAGCCAUGCGUGGUGGCGGGCGCCUGUAAUCCCAGCUACUUGGGAGGCUGAGGCAGGAGAAUCGCUUGAGCCCGGGAGGCAGAGGUUGUAGUGAGCUGAGAUUGCGCUACUGCACUCCAGCCUGGGCAACAGAGCCAGACCCUGUCCAAAACAAAACAAAACAAAACAA
This is a messenger RNA of Gorilla gorilla gorilla (western lowland gorilla), 12453 nucleotides long. RefSeq names its product coiled-coil domain containing 61 (gene CCDC61). Gene Ontology annotation, cellular component: ciliary basal body. Bases 615 to 2177 code for a protein of 520 amino acids. NCBI's taxonomy places the organism in Eukaryota, Metazoa, Chordata, Mammalia, Primates, Hominidae. The record is from RefSeq and is a predicted model, not a curated record. The transcript has 15 exons.